Molecule: messenger RNA, 1512 nt
Organism: Plasmodium fragile
Lineage: Eukaryota; Apicomplexa; Aconoidasida; Haemosporida; Plasmodiidae
Exons: 1
Coding region: 1-1512 (503 amino acids)
Biological process (GO): lipid storage
Source: RefSeq, a predicted model, not a curated record
AUGUUACCUCGAAAAGGGGACGCUGCGCACCCCGUGGGGGAAAGGGACGCGGGGCCAGGAAACAACGUGAAUGAAUUAGAAGACCGGGACAAAGCGAUCGAAGAGGAAGAAGUAAAGGACCGUGAUGAAGUGAACUCCAACACCGGGGAGGCGGAAACCAGAAUGGACGAAUCGUGCUCGAUGGAUAAUGCAAAGACGCGCCUCAACAGCCCCAUCAGGAAUGUAAAACUGUUUUGCAAAAUGAAGAAGAAGUAUUUAUACCUUAAGCAGAAGGAUUAUCUGUCGUAUAAGUACCAGAGGAGGAAGCGGAAAAAGAGGAGGUGCGGGGAGGGCGUGUUGGACGCCACAUGGAAUGGGAUAAAUCACUUGGCGAGGUCUGGGUACAAAACGUAUGCUAAGGUGAAGGCCCACCUGAAGAGCGCCUUCCCCAACCUGAAUGUUAAGCACUGUCUGUACGUGCUUGUAACGUACCUGCUAAUAAACGUCGCGGUGUUUGUUUUUUCCCUGAUGGUUUAUUUUUUUUUAUAUUUUUAUUUGAUCCCCCAGAAUAAGUAUGUGUACCCGGUGGAGUUUUCCUUCUCCAAAAGUCCCAUAAAGGAGUACUUGCGUCGGCAGCGCUGUCAGUUCGCGAAGGAGUGCGGCUGUGCGGGGGUGGACAGAACGCCGCUUGACCAGGAAAACACUCUGGGCGAGCCGCAUGAAACAUACCUGAACCAUUUAAAGUCGUUCCAAAGCGAAAUUUUAAGCAACAUAAAGAGGAAGGACACAUGCUGUUGCUCGAACAGUUGGAAAAAAACAACAAUGGACACGCAUCCGUUUUGUAGCAAAGGAGAAAAUUAUACGAAUAGGGAACAAUUGCACCACUUUGAUAACGAAAUGGAGUAUGCCUAUUUGCAAAAUAAUAUAUUAACAGGUCAGGUGAAUUUUCAAAAAUGGUCAGGCAAAAAUAAAUCGCACAACGAUCAUAAUUUUGUUCAUUUUUUCAUUCCCUUUUUGAAGAAGAAAGAAAUUAGCAAACUGAAAAUAAAAAAAGGAUACAAAAUCGACAUUGUUUUGAAUCUGUCCUACAUGAACAAUGACUACAACGACAAAUUUAAUUUUAUCCAAUUUCAGACGGAGGUACUUGACACGAAUGGGGAUGUCCUUUUUCGAAACGAAAAGCUACACAUAAACCAUAAAAAUUAUAACUUUAUAAAUAAACUACAUUUAUUUUUUAACACUCCUUUUUAUUUCUUCAACGUUUUUAAUCGGAGAAUAAAGGAGAUAUGCUUAGUUGAUGGAUACCAAUAUGGUCCCCACUUUGGGAAAAUCAACAUUUAUAUGUACCCACCCCUGCAGAUUUAUGAGGCCUAUGUAGUGGUGCUUGUGUACGUCAAUUUUGUUUACUACUACAUAUAUAAUUAUCCCUUUCUCUUUUUUUACGUGUUUGUUUUUGUGUUGAGCGCCUUACUCAUUUUUGUCAACACUGUCCUCUUUGUUUUGGGCGCGCUGUGCUACUACAUGCUCGGCUGA